UGCACGCUUACAUUGUUGUCACCGCCAAGUUGUUUACAAUUUCGAUGGCUUGAUAUUUGAUAAUUAAAAGAAUAUAGUAUUGGAGCCUCAAAAAUGAGUGAAAAACUGAAAGAGUUGCGAGAACGAUCUCAAAAGAGAAAGAAAUUGUUGGCGCAAACUCUUGGCGUAUCAAGUGUAAGUGAGCUCCGACAUGCCUUGGGAGCCACAUUAGACGUGCCGCCGAAGAAACAGGCGGUUCCUGGGGUAGGAAGCGAAGGAAGUGAUAAGCCGACAACUAAAGAUCAACCUGACGAAUUAGUUUACACAGAUUCCUCGACUUUCUUAAAGGGCACACAAUCAUCAAACCCACACAAUGAUUACUGCCAGCACUUCGUGGACACGGGCCAGAGACCGCAGAACUUCAUCCGUGAUGUUGGCCUGGCUGACAGGUUUGAGGAGUACCCCAAGUUGAGGGAGCUCAUCAAGCUGAAGGAUGAUCUGAUCGCACAGACAGCUACACCACCUAUGUAUUUGAAAUGUGAUUUGAAGACAUUUGACCUGAAGCAGAUGAGCAACAAGUUCGACGUGAUCCUGGUGGAGCCGCCGCUGGGCUCCGGCUGGCGCUGGCAGGACGUGCUCGCGUUAGAUCUGCAGCAGAUUGCACAGGCUCGCUCUUUCAUAUUCCUGUGGUGUGGUAGUUCUGAAGGCUUAGACAUGGGCAGAGAAUGCCUCAAGAAAUGGGGCUUCCGUCGCUGCGAAGACAUUUGCUGGAUAAAGACCAACAUUAAGAACCCUGGCCACUCCAAAAACUUGGAACAUAAUGCUGUAUUCCAGCGUACUAAAGAGCACUGUCUCAUGGGCAUCAAAGGAACUGUCCGGAGGUCGGUGGAUGGAGACUUCAUACAUGCAAAUGUGGAUAUAGACUUGAUCAUAUCUGAAGACCCUGAGUUUGGCAGCAGUGAGAAGCCUAUUGAGAUAUUUCAUAUUAUGGAGCAUUUCUGUUUGGGGAGAAGAAGAAUCCAUCUGUUCGGUCGUGACUCCACCAUCAGACCAGGCUGGGUGACCAUCGGCCACGAACUAACCAACUCGAACUUCAACGCCGAGUUAUACGCGUCUUACUUCACGGAGGGCCGCGAGAGUACUGGCUGCACCGAGAGGAUCGAGGCGCUGCGGCCCAAGAGUCCUCCUAACACCAGCAAGGGAGCACGACCGAGGGGGAGGGGAGGGUUUAGAGGGAGAGGGAGGGGCAGAGGUGCGCUCUGAGUCCCUUCUAAAGGACGAAAAUGUAGUGUUAGUGAGUUCUUGGCGGGUUAGUGACUAUCGAGGAAGGUAGAAGUGAUGAAUGUCAUUAUCGUCUCGAACAAGCAGUCAUCAUAAGGAUAGUCUUGGUUUCGAGAUUGGGUAGGGUAUGUUGAUAUUUGUAUUUGUUGGUCCUGUUGAAAAGGUUAGGAUCAUCAAGAUCUGAGCGACAAUUUAAAACUAAGUUUAGACUGGGACAAGACAUUGUGAUGCCUAUAAGUAUCUCUCUAUAUUGUUCAGAUUGGUGUACGGUAUAUGGUGUUGCAAUCUGAACUUAGCUUUAAACAUAGACACAAUCUUUUGACAAAGGUUUCUUACUUUAUCAACUAAAAUGUCCUGGUAUGUAGAAUGGACUGCAUACUUAUUCAGUGAAAUGCAGUUAUAUAAUUAUUUUUGUAAGUGAUAGAAUGU
This is a messenger RNA of Helicoverpa zea (corn earworm), 1689 nucleotides long. RefSeq names its product N6-adenosine-methyltransferase non-catalytic subunit (gene Mettl14). Gene Ontology annotation, cellular component: nucleus; RNA N6-methyladenosine methyltransferase complex. Bases 94 to 1242 code for a protein of 382 amino acids. Gene Ontology annotation, molecular function: mRNA binding. NCBI's taxonomy places the organism in Eukaryota, Metazoa, Arthropoda, Insecta, Lepidoptera, Noctuidae. The transcript is spliced from 6 exons. The record is from RefSeq and is a predicted model, not a curated record.